AUGUCGUUGUUUAAAAAGAAGACACCGAAAUAUUCGGCACCGCCCGUACCUCCUCCUCCGGCUGAAGAAGUACAGAACCAUCAGUCUAACGGUGUCGACAAUAACAACGGAGCUCAAAAAUCACAACUAGUAUUCCACUGUCAACAGGCUCAGGGAAGCCCUUUAGGACUUAUUUCCGGAUUUUCAAAUGUAAAGGAGCUUUACCAAAAAAUAGCAGAAUGUUACGACUUUCCACCCGAAGAUAUUUUAUUUUGCACUCUAAAUACACAUAAAGUGGAUAUGAAGAAAUUACUCGGUGGUCAAAUAGGAUUAGAAGAUUUCAUUUUUGCACAUAGAAAAGGUCGGCCAAAGGAAAUUGAAAUAGUUAAAACUGAAGACGCUCUUGGUUUAACUAUUACUGACAACGGAGCAGGAUAUGCCUUCAUAAAGAGAAUAAAGGAAGGAUCCAUUGUUUCCAGAAUACCGCAUAUAGAGGUUGGUGAUCACAUUGAACGAUUAAAUGAAGAGAACAUGGUUGGCAAAAGACAUUAUGAAGUGGCUAAAAUAUUAAAAGAUAUACCUAAAGGGACUACAUUUACUAUAAGAUUAGUGGAGCCGUUAAAAAGUGGUUUUGGAAGCAUAGGACCUAAAAGUGGCAGUGCAAGGUCUGGUAGAAAACCAACUUACGGAUCGGGCAAAGAAACACUUAGAUUCAAAGCUAAUGGUCCAGCAACGAUAGAAAAUGAGCAUGACGAAGCGUCAAAAGCAGGCAUAGAUAAAAUUAAUGCACUCCUCGAAUCUUUUAUGGGAAUAAAUGACACAGAAUUGGCGACACAAAUGUGGGAUCUUGCAAAUGGAAAAACGAAUUCGAUGCAGCUUGCCGAUGCUAUAGAUAAUAGUGAUUUACAAGAAUUUGGAUUUACGGAUGAAUUUAUAAUAGAACUAUGGGGCGUCAUAACUGAUGCUAGAUCUGGAAGACUCUAUUAAAACAUUUAUCAUAAAUUAUAUAAAAAAACAAGCUUACUUAUCUUAUUAUCAAAAUAUAGUGAAAAUUUUAAUAUAUAUCAAUAAUUGUUAAAGCCAUUAUUGGUAAUAGUUACUGUUAAUACCUUUGACAAUUAUUUUUGUAAUAACAAUAAGUGAAUAGGUUAGGCAUUAAGAAGUUAUUUUAUAUUGUAUAUAAACACGUUCGCGUUGUAAAUAGGAAGCAUUUUUACUAUUUACAAAAUGUUAAUUAUUAUUUUUAGAUAAAAUGUGCUGUUAGGAUACUAAGGAUGUAACUUAAAGUUGUGUUACAAAGUUAAAAACUAGCGUGAAACGAAGCGAAGCGUGUGUUUUACUCUCACAAAAUGAAAAAUAAGGGAAGCGCUUAUAAUUAUAUAUAUAAUUAAGCGCUUACCUCUAUAUUUUUUGGCGUACUUCUUUAAAACUAUAACAAUAGUGCGUGGAGGCGUUCAGUUUUGAAUUUUCCAAAUAUUUUCCCUUAUUGAACAUUAAUCUGAUAUUAAAUAUAUUAUAGUUUAAUUUAUAAAAAA
This is a messenger RNA of Melitaea cinxia (Glanville fritillary), 1514 nucleotides long. RefSeq names its product PDZ domain-containing protein GIPC3 (gene kermit). The record is from RefSeq and is a predicted model, not a curated record. NCBI's taxonomy places the organism in Eukaryota, Metazoa, Arthropoda, Insecta, Lepidoptera, Nymphalidae. Gene Ontology annotation, molecular function: protein binding. The coding region runs from base 1 to 966 and encodes 321 amino acids. The transcript is spliced from 4 exons.